Molecule: messenger RNA, 1317 nt
Organism: Lentinula edodes (shiitake mushroom)
Lineage: Eukaryota; Fungi; Basidiomycota; Agaricomycetes; Agaricales; Omphalotaceae
Exons: 13
Coding region: 1-1317 (438 amino acids)
Source: RefSeq, a predicted model, not a curated record
AUGUCAGCGUCGUAUACUUCCCCGUCUUGUUAUCUCAUGUGGGCUCUGCUCUCAUGCACGCUCUUUGCAUUCCUGAUCUACCACCUCUACUCGUUUGAUAGGUUCAAGUGUCUCAAAUGGAACGAUGGCCCACAUUCUGGAGCUUUCAAGAGAGUCAUGACUUAUUCAUAUUUCCUCACUAUCCCGUUAUUCAUGGUGUACGCGGUGGGAUUCUCAGUCAUAAAGUAUAAGGAAGGCUAUAUAGCCUUGCCAUCGGUGGGAAUUGUGCCAGCACCGUAUGAUACGUGGUCACCAACCGCAAGGUCCUUCCACUUUCCGUUAAUGCUAUGCUUUGCAAUAGCUUGGUCUCUUGAAAUGGUUACCCACUUACAAGAGCUUUGCUUCUGGUUAUUUCUUGUCAGUGCAGAUGCCGAUCGGAACCAUUGGUUCAGUAGUCACUAUUUCAAGGCCUGGAUAAUGGGCUCUAUAUUCGCCAUACUCUAUAUGCCCAUCAUAGCAAUUUGUACACGAGAGAAUGCGUUGAAGGCGACAUGUACUUUCCUUGCUGGAAGUCUUGGAAGCCUUCUCCUCACUAUCUUGUUCAUGCCCAUCCUGCGAAAAUUGCCCGCGCUCUUGGAUAAUCUGAGAGCGGAAGGAGCCGAUGAUGGCACCAUCAUAAGAUUGACCAAGUUUCAUGAACUGAACACGAUUCGAGUCACUUUUCGGUAUCUGUUCACUAUACCGUUGCUUAUCCUCGGCAGUUCUGGUCUCAACCCGCCUCAGCACGUCACAGGAAAUACUUUCUGGUCCGAUCUGUGCGCUUUCGCCGCAGCUAUAGGGUGUACUGCAUCAUCUGGAAUCACUCUCAUUAUAUUUUUCCCUCGCUCUGUAGAAAGUGAAGUCUCAAGGCAAAGUGCCAGACAACGUGAAAGCGAGAGCUGCCAGUCAAAAUCACCGGACCUCGACCUCUCUUCAAAGCAAUAUGUCAUAUCCACGUCGUCUGAGACUGUAGCUAUGGGGAAGUGUGUCACCAUAACCCGACCGCCGCCAAUACGACCCAAUCGUCUACGUGAGGAGGAUGUUGAACUAGGCGGCAUUGGGACGCCACCACCGCACUAUGGCAUACCCAACGUUCCGUCGAUGCAACCAAAUCGUAAAACUGGGGAUGAGGUCGAGUUGGGAGGGAUUUUGUCUCCUGCGUCAACGACGCUCAAUUUUUCAGAUGUGGAACCAUCAGGACGUAGUAAUAAUCAUACUUUCGUCAAUUCUACCAUAUAUUCGUACACGUCCCCCAUCAGUUGCGUUCUUCUCCACCCAUCCUGUGUUAAUAUGAACUGA